CCGCUCCCAUCGGCGCAGAGGCAGCAACAGGACGCAAUGGCAAGCCAAGACAUCCAGCAGCUCAAGAACCUUCUCAUCAGCGACACGUCGGCCGAGGAGCGGGUCGAAGUCAACCAGCGGCAUCUCAUCGAUAAGAUUCUCGCCAGAUACUCGGCAGAGUUUACCAUCUUCAGAGAGCUCCUCCAAAACUCCAACGAUGCCGGUGCGACCGAGGCAGAAAUCCACUUUCGGACCCGAACGACCGAGGUCGUCCCAGAGAGCAAGCCGAAAUCCAUAUUCUCGUCGCUGUUUGCGGCCACGGCUUGGGGCGGCAGUCUCGCCGGCGGAAGGCAGCAGGAUCCGUCGCUGCUGGUCGAGGUCGAAACCAUCGAGUACAAGAACAACGGGCGGCCAUUUUCCGAUGCAGACUGGAAUCGCCUCAAGAAGAUUGCCGAGGGCAACCCAGACGAGCAGAAGAUUGGCUUCUUUGGCGUGGGCUUUUACAGCCUGUUUUCGAUUUGCGAGGAGCCUUUCAUCUCCUCGGGCGACGAAUGCAUGGCAUUCUUCUGGAAAGGCGACCAGCUGUUCACCAAGAAAGGCAAGGUGCCGGCAGAGUCGGUCUCGGCGCUGACAACGUUCCUGCUCAAUCUGCGCGAGCCCAUCGACGUCCCCAAUCUCGGCGACCUUGGGCGGUUCAUAGCAAACUCGCUGGCAUUCACGGAAAACCUCGGGAGCGUCUCGGUCCACAUCGACGCCGAUCUUGUGCUCAGCUUCCGGAAGCAUGCAGCUCCUCCGCGGCCGUUUGCGUUCUCGAGCAGUGUCUACAACCUCAAGUCGCCCAACCAAAUCUUUACUCUCCAGGAUGUCUCCAUCCGACCGGUGCAGCUGAACGUCGUGGCUUACACCGACUUUGACAAGUCUCGGUCCUGCCGCGGAACAGAGGUUCGAUAUGAUCUGUUCAUGCGCACGUCGACAGCUGUCUUUGGCGUCAAGCUGCCUGUACAGCUUGCCAAAGAGAUGGAGCGCACUACCAAGAAGCCGCCGCCAUCGACCACCAAGGUGCAUGUCCUGUACGCGAGCUACGACGAAUUCGUGAGCUCAUCCGGCGUCCGAGGCCAGAGCUCGAUGUUCGAGGAACUGGUGCCAUCGCCAUCUCAGCAGGGCCGCGUAUUCAUCGGAUUUCCAACCCACCAAACGACUGGCUGCUCGAUUCACAUGGGCGCCCACCUGAUUCCGACUGUGGAGCGCGAGAGUAUCGACUUUGUCGAUCGCACCCUGAACAUUUGGAACCAGGAGAUCCUGACCAUGUGCGGGUUGCUUGCCCGAUUGAUCUACGACGACGAAAUGGAUGCCAUCCACAAGAUGCAUUCGGAGUUGGGCCCGGACGGUCUGACUGCCGAGUCCCGAGAAUGGCUUUGGAACCGCAGCUCGCACGCCAUGUCGUCCUUUACGUUCCGAGCCUCAACACCUGCUGCUCUAGUCGGGACCAUCGGCAAAUCCUUUUUCUUCAAGAUGGCCAACAAGCCGCUCUCGAUCAUGACGUCUCAGGGCGUCCAGUCUGUGGCUCUGGCACGCCUGCCCGAUGCCAGCAUGGAGGCCUUCAUCAAGCAGACUCCUGUGGUCCCGCAAGCCAUCGUCCAGAGCUGCAGCGAAUUGUUCCGCCAGCUCAAGAAGGAUGGUACCAUUCGUGCCCUGUCGUUGGAUGAUGUCUUUGUCGAGGUUUCGAAGCGUGUCCUGGAGAUGAGCGAGGUUGCCGCGCUUCUUCGCUGGUGGCUGGGAUUCCGCCUCCAAAAUGCCGUGGAGAUGUAUGAAGUCGACCGGCUGCUCCAGCAAACUCGAUUUAUAGCCCCUGACGAUCAUGGGACCGCAAACGCUGCCUCGAGGGAGAUUCGGCUGUCGCAGAUCCAAAGCUUUGUCAAUGUCAAGGUGAUUCCGCCGGACAUGAAGUUUCCCUUGACGGCCCUGCCGAUCGAAAUCAGCAAGAGCUUCACCAAGAGCGAACUCGAAGCUGUGACACGGGGCUGGACCGAACUGAGCGUUGUCGAAUGGGCCAAGUUUAUCACCGCGGACCCUUUGUUCCAGGAGGAUGUCCACUUCGUCGAGAAGGUGUUGGCGGUGUUUAGUCGUGCGUUUGGCAACCUCACGGUACUGUCUCGCACCGAGUUGAUUUCUCUUCUGGCCCAAAAGAAAUGCGUCCCCACCAAUGCUGGCCUGCGCCUGCCCACCGAGAGCUACUUCAAGACGGUCACGCUCUUCGAGGACAUUCCAACAGUGAACUUGGCGAGCCCAAAGUCGGUCAGCGACACGUUUUUGAAGGUCAUUGGCGUCCGAGAGCAUGUCGAUCUGCAAAUUGUCUUUGAUCGGCUGAACGAUCUCAAGUGGGACCAUAUUCAGCUGGUCAAAUAUCUUGCGAGUGUGCAGACCAAGCUGCAGGAGAGCGAGUUGUAUCAGCUGCGCAUGACGCCUUUGUUUCCUCCAGAGAUGUCCGACGGCUCGAGUUCCUCCGAGAGAUACAAGGCCUCGGAACUGCAUGCGCCCAAUGACACCCUGAGAGGCUUUGGGCUCAAACUCAUCGAUUGGAAGGGAAAGUGGAAAGCCUCGACCGACGAGGCCAAGUUCCUGGCGCUCCUUGGACUGCGGACCUACAUCCAGCUGCCGGAGCUGAUCAGCUUGUGUGCGGCCUCGGAUGUUCCGAAGCGACAGGCGCUGCUGGUCUAUUUUCUAGAUCACUACAAGGCGCACUACAAAGAUCUCUACCGGGCUGGGUCGAUCACGACUCCGUUCCUCCCGAGCACCGACCCCACCAAGCUGUUUACGCCUGCCAACUGCUUUGCCGAGCCGGAGUGUGCCGUCAUGGGCUUUGCCAUCCUGUCGUCAGACCUGCGAGAGCACGCGGCCAAGUUUGGUGUUCAGCCCAACCCUUCGAGCCAAACUCUCGUGAGUCGGUUGGUGAGCCAUCCGCCGCCCCUGGACAGGGCCCGAGAGGUGUUUGCGUAUCUCUCUAGUCGCCAAUCUGAAUUCCUGAACGACCACUGGCGAGUGCUCCGGACAUCCAAGUUCAUUCCGGUACACGAGAGCAAAUCCUCGGUGCCGUACAGCUACUUUGAGCCCUCGAGCGUCUACUUUGGCAGCGACCAGAGCCAGUACCGGGAUCUGUUUGUGUUUGUUGAUUUCGGCACCCAGUCGAAUGCGUUCCUGCGAGCCUGUGGUGUCAAGGAUCAGCCAACACCGCUCGAACUAGCCCAGCAACUCGCACGCUCGCCCGAGAAGUUCCUCGAGAAAACAGGGUUCGAAGACUACCUAGCCAUGCUUCGGCAACUGGCGGCGCACUACCCAACUCUGAAGCAGAAUCGCACCCUCGUCCGAGAUAUGAAGAGCAGCGCCUUCCUGAUUGGCGUCGUCAAUGACGGACAGGCAACAGAUGAGACCGGCGAGUAUGGCAGCAGCGACAAGCUGAGAUACAAACUGACUCGGGCCGGGGAUGUCUACCUGAUCGACGAUACGGUUCUCGGCCAGAUCUUCAACCCUCUGUCUGCCCCGAUGGAGGCGAUUCUGGAGGAUAUGUAUCUCGACCUUGGCGCAAAGUGGCUCUCGAAACAGGUCACCGAGGCAACCCGACCCGUUGGCCAGUCCCGCAAGACCGCCAAGACCGAGGCGCUGCAGUCUCUCAUUCACGAGCGCGCACCGCUUCUGAUGUACGACGGGCAGCAGACCCGAUCCAGCAAGGACGUUGUCGAGGGCGCCGAGAAGGUGCUAAAACAGCUGCAGGUGAUGGAAGUCUCUGAGAUCGAGAUCACCCGGACGUUCAACAAGGAAACCCGGAUCCAGAAAACAACAGCGUGCCUGCUGCUGGAUCGCCUGUGGAGCACGCCGUACCUCUUCAUUGCCGGAGAGUACGACUACUUUGAUGUUGCAAGCUCCCUGGGCAAGGUGCUGUUCCGUCAGUGCCGGCUGAACGACUCGCUCUUGCUGUCGACCCUGCUGUCCACCUCUCUGGUCAACCUCAAGCGCAAGGGAUUCCCCGUCGACCGCAUCCUCAAUCUCACCGCCAGCAAGCUGAAGCAGGCCGUCCCUGCACCCCCACCCAAACCUGUCGAGCAGAAAGCCGCCCAGCAAGCGUCCAUGUCGCCCGCCCGCGAGGCAAGCGCAUCUACCGGGCCCAAGCCCGCGCCACCUCCUCACUCAACCAACUCCUCUCCCCCGACCAACGGUCCCACCGACGCAUCAAUGGGCACGAUGCUUAGCCAGCUUUCGGCCAUCUUCCCGGACGCCGAUCUCGAAUAUUUGCGCCAAGAACUGGCCAAGCACACCCGCGACCAAGUCGAGACCGUCAGUAACCAUAUGAUGGACCAUGACUAUCCGAAGCGGCCUCCAAAGAGCAGCCAAUCAUCAACAAAGUCGCUCUCGGACCAGACUAUAGGCUCGACUCUGCAAGAGCAGGAUGAGGUCGAGGAUCGCGACAGCAAGACCAGGCACGAGGCCUCCGCCAGCCACAGUAACAGCAAGCCGAGCGGACCGAGCGGCUUCAUCGACCAGACCCUCAGCAACAUCAUGAAUGAGGAGGUCUAUGGGCGAUGGCGCGGUCUGGCCGAUCAACUGUGGGGUGGCAGAGGGCCGGUGGGACCUCAAUCGGCAAAGAAGCCCGCGACUGCAUCGACCGGAGGAUACGAGUCCGAGGAAGCUCCUCCCGGGACAACCGGCACCGUUGCGCAGCCGCCCCCGGGCUUCCAGGGGCAAUCUCAGCCAGGGCAUCAGCAUGCGGUUGCCGAAAUCAACCCAACGUUCACUUCCAACCUGAAGGGCCAUCUGGAGCGGUCGAUCGGGUCGCUGCAGUCACAGCCCGAGUCUGAAUCUGAAUUCCGGGCGACGAUUCCGAACGACCCGCCGGCGGUAGCAAGCGCACAGGCGGCGAACCAUUGCCGGAUCCUCUCCGACGGCGAGCUGAUCCGGGUGAGCAACAUCCGCAACAUUGCCGUCUAUGUCGACAAGGCGCAGCAGGACCAAGGACUGGCGAUGCUUGCCCAGUCGCACGGCGCCCUCGACCAGUUUGCGGAUCUGCUGCUCCGGCUCGGCCAAGUCUUCAAGAUGAAUCCUCGGUCGGUGACGAUCUACUGGGAUCCGCAGGGCAACACCGUCGCCUUCAACCGCCGCCGAACCCUGUUCUUCAACUUCCGGUUCUACCUCGGCCUGCACUAUCCACUCGUGCGCCGGGGCGACUCAAAGGCUCAGCGCCAUCCAGACGAAGUGUACUACUACUGGUUCAUGGUGACCUGCCACGAGCUGGCCCACAACUUUGUCAGCGAGCACAACAGCGAGCACGAAUUUUACUUUUCGAGCUUUGCAGAGAACUACCUCAAGGAUCUGAUUGGCGUCCUCAAGCAAGACGGAGUGGUCUGAGUCCGGUGCCAGCCCCAGUCCCAGUCGGACUUUACUUGGCUUGAAUGUGAUUCAAAUAAAAGAGGAUGAUCUAUUGA
This is a messenger RNA of Polychytrium aggregatum, 5453 nucleotides long. RefSeq lists its product as uncharacterized. The record is from RefSeq and is a predicted model, not a curated record. Lineage: Eukaryota; Fungi; Chytridiomycota; Chytridiomycetes; Polychytriales. Bases 37 to 5376 code for a protein of 1779 amino acids. The transcript is spliced from 14 exons.